This is a messenger RNA of Paramecium octaurelia, 1866 nucleotides long. NCBI's taxonomy places the organism in Eukaryota, Ciliophora, Oligohymenophorea, Peniculida, Parameciidae. The record is from the annotation of a GenBank genome assembly.
UAUUUAUUUAUGAAUCUAGCAUUAGUUUGUAUUUUAAUUCUGAGCAUUUCAGCUUUUGAAGUUAGAAUUAAUUUUGAGAAAGCAACUUCUGAAACUCGAAGGAAGAAUCAUUUUAGCAGUUCAUCAUUUGAGAGCAAUAAAUUGAAAGCAACUGAAGAUGACUCUAAAAAAUAUUUGGAUGAUUACAUUUUAACAGUAUUCUUGAUUAAUAAUUCAGAUUCCAUUGACUUUGGGGCAGACUUAACUCAAAUAAACAAUAGAUACUACUUCUUACAUCUCAUGGGUUUAUAGCAAAUAAACUGAGACUAACUAAUGUACCAAUUGCCCAAAUGAUGCAGAAAUAUUCAAAUGUGAAGGAAGUUGCUAAUAUUCAAAAACUGCAGAUGAUCAAAAAAAAGUACCAUUAACCACUGAAAAUACUUACGGAGGUCGUGUAGUAGUUACAGGCUCAUAUGCAACUCAAGUAUGAACUAAUUAAUGAAAUAAGGAUUCUUUGGAAUUGAUGGGAUUGAAGGCAAACUAAGUUGGUCUUGGACUUAUUGAUAAUUUGAAUGCAAAGGAGGAUCCUAAGUAUGAAUUUAAAGCAAAGAAUGGUGUGAUAGGUUUUGCUUAUGGUUCAGAUUAUAUUGAAUACAAAAAUAAAAAAAAUGCUAUGGUUGGAGAAGUUAAGAAUGAACCAACUUUAGAGUAGACUCAUAGCUUACUUUAAUAGUAAUUUGAUUAACAUUAAAAUAGAUUCCAUUCUCAAUUGAAUAAUGUGUAAGCAUCAACAUUUGCAUUAAAAUUGGAAGAUAAUUUAUCUUUAUUGAUUAUUGGAGAAUAAUCGAACUAUUUUGCAGAAUCCAAAUUCACUUAAUUUACCAAUGUAGGAAAAAAGGUGUGGGCUUUGAAAGUUAAUAAGAUUUCCUAUGGUCUUGAAGGAAACUUUGCAUGUAAUCUGAUUCAUUUAUUUUUGCAGCUACAGGAACUGCCAUUUUCGAUAGCACCACCAGAUUUAUUUGGGCUGAUAAUUCAGUAAUUCAAAGUUUCUUAAAAGAGAUUAAAAAUUUCCAAAUUGUAUUUUGACUAUUAAUUAUUAGGAAUGCACUUAAGAAGAUGGCUUAUAUAAAUGCCCUUGUAAUGAUGAGCAAUUCGAUAAAUAUAAAGACAUUUACUUCUCAUUUAAUCUCCAAGAUAAAAUAGCAUAUCCAUUAUCCAAGUAGGAUUAUAUUCACAGAGAACAAAACUAAUGCUAUCUGUUGAUGAAAACUAUCUCAGAUAAGAAUACAUUAGCAACUCAAUAAGAGAAGUCUAAUAUCAUUAUCCCAUAUACAUUCUUCAAGUAAUAUUUUGAUUUUAACAAUACCUAGAAAAAAUUUUGUGUUGUUUAAUUAAGAUACAAACCAAAUUUCGAUUUCUCAUUCAUAUCAAGUCAAUCCUGAUUAAAUCCACAUCCCCUAAAAUACAAUUCUUUAUACAGCAAUUGUCGGAGUAUUGUUGCUUUUGUUGUCAUUAUUCCUUCUGGUAAAUUGUAUGCAGUAAUAAAUUGUCAUAUAUAAAAUAGUAAAGCUCCUUAUGAUUAGGAUUAUUUACAUUAAGUUGACACUGGUAAGGGUGGAUAAUCAAGAUCUGUUGUUAAUUAUUAAUAACCAUAAUAAUAAUAAUAAUAAUAAUAAUAAUAAUAAUAGUAAGUUCCUCAAUUCAAUUAACAAUAUCAAUAGUCUUAACCAGGCAUGUUUGGAGCUCCUCAAACGUAUUAAUAACAACCUUAAAGAGCUUAACCUCCUCUAUAUUAAGGUGGUCUCUAUAAUUCUAGCCCAUAAAGAGCGAACCAAAUCGGAAUAAACUCUUAGGGAUAAUAUAUGCCAGGGCAAUAUAGAUGAUGAG